Nematostella vectensis (starlet sea anemone) is the source of this 2779-nucleotide messenger RNA. Its product is annotated as general transcription and DNA repair factor IIH helicase subunit XPB. The record is from RefSeq and is a predicted model, not a curated record. Gene Ontology annotation, molecular function: hydrolase activity; ATP binding; 3'-5' DNA helicase activity. Gene Ontology annotation, cellular component: transcription preinitiation complex; transcription factor TFIIH holo complex; nucleotide-excision repair factor 3 complex. NCBI's taxonomy places the organism in Eukaryota, Metazoa, Cnidaria, Anthozoa, Actiniaria, Edwardsiidae. Gene Ontology annotation, biological process: transcription initiation at RNA polymerase II promoter; nucleotide-excision repair. The transcript has 36 exons. Bases 200 to 2590 code for a protein of 796 amino acids.
CUUAUUUCUCCCACUCCCUCUUAUCGUGUCUUUGUAGCCCUCCCCCCUCUUUUCGAAAUUGUCUCCUCGGUCCUCCUGUUGCAGCAGCAAGGAACGCCUGUGACUAAUAACUUGUCUUCAUGUGAAGAUGAACACAUUGACGUUCGCGAAAACGUCUUUAAAGAACUUGUAGUCAUUUUAGAUUUUUUAGGACGUGACAAUGAAAGGAUACAAGAGAAGACAAGAUGAAGGCCGUUCAUCAUCGAGAAAGUCUAAGAAAGCCAAAACCCAAUCUCAAGUGGAUUCAGAUGAAGAUUUUGAUGAAGAGGAAACAGCAGAAGGAGAUAUUGUCCCAAAGUCAUCCGCUGCAGCUGUACAGGAGACUGAAGCUGAAGAUGAGUUUGGAGCCAAAGAUUACAGAAAACAGAUUGAAUUAAAGCCUGACCAUGCCUCUAGACCUCUCUGGGUGGCCCCAGAUGGACAUAUAUUUCUGGAGUCUUUUUCACCUGUUUACAAGCAUGCCCAUGACUUCCUUAUUGCUAUUUCUGAGCCUGUCUGUCGGCCUGAACAUGUUCAUGAGUACAGGCUGACAGCAUACUCACUUUAUGCGGCUGUGUCAGUAGGAUUACAGACAAAUGAUAUCAUUGAGUACCUGAGACGGCUUAGCAAAACCACUAUUCCAGAUGGCAUCAUUCAGUUUAUUAAGAUGUGCACUUUAAGUUAUGGCAAAGUCAAACUUGUUCUAAAGCGGAACCAGUACUUUGUGGAAAGUUCUCAUGCUGAUGUUCUGCAAGCUCUACUCCGUGAUUCAAAAAUCCAGCAGUGUAGAAAAAGAGCAGCUGAGGAAGAUGAGGCAGAUCCCACAGGACAGAAGGAUGUGAUGGUAGUUCCCAAUGUCAAGAAAAAGUCUGUGUUAAAGUUCAACACACCUUCUGAGGCUAAUGGGGAGUCAAGUCAAGGACCUUCAUCAUCACAGGACAAACCAGGAGAAGAAGAAGUAUCAAUUCCAACUGACAUAUCAGAUUACCUGGAAAAGAUUGACCAAGAUGAAGAUGAAGAAGAGGGUCAAACGUUCUCCUUUGAGGUGGCCCAAGAACAGAUCGAAGUACUCCAAAGAAGGUGCAUAGAGCUAGACUUCCCCCUGCUUGCUGAGUAUGACUUCAAGAAUGACACCCUGAACCCUGACCUCAAUAUGGAUUUAAAGCCAACUACUGUCCUUCGACCAUACCAGGAAAAGAGCCUGAGGAAGAUGUUUGGGAAUGGGCGAGCUCGGUCUGGAGUAAUUGUCCUCCCUUGUGGUGCUGGUAAAACCUUGGUGGGAGUGACGGCCGCAUGUACUGUCAGGAAAAGGUGUCUUGUUCUAUGCACUUCGGGGGUGGCUGUUGAGCAGUGGAAAAAUCAGUUCAAGCUGUGGUCAACUGUUAAUAGCCGGAUCAUUUGCUGUUUUACUUCAGAUGCCAAAGAUAAACCAACAGAUUGCAGCAUUGCGAUUUCCACUUACUCGAUGGUAUCCCACAUGGGAAAGCGUUCAUGGGAAGCCGAGCAGGUGAUGAGUUUCUUGCAGUCUCAAGAAUGGGGAUUGAUGAUUUUAGAUGAAGUUCACACAAUUCCAGCCAAACAGUUUAGAAGAGUUUUGACUGUUGUCCAGGCUCAUUGCAAGCUAGGGCUGACGGCCACGCUUGUCCGAGAGGAUGAUAAGAUACAGGACUUGAACUUCCUGAUUGGCCCGAAGUUGUACGAAGCGAACUGGAUGGAGCUGCAAAACUCAGGGUUUAUCGCUAGAGUGCAGUGUGCAGAGGUGUGGUGCCCAAUGACGCCCGAGUUCUACAGUGAAUAUCUAAAUAUCAAGACGAGAAAGAGAAAGCUUCUUUAUGUCAUGAAUCCGAAUAAGUUUCGGUCGUGCGAGUUUCUUAUUCGCUAUCAUGAGCGGCGCAAUGACAAAGUGAUCGUCUUUUCCGAUAACGUCUUCGCCUUGAGGAACUACGCCAUAAAGCUACAAAAGCCCUUCAUUUAUGGCCCCACGUCCCAGGGCGAACGUAUCAGUAUUCUACAGAACUUUCAGCAUAACCCACUGGUCAACACAAUAUUCAUAUCCAAAGUAGGGGAUAACUCGUUUGACCUGCCGGAAGCGAAUGUCCUAAUCCAAAUAUCUUCUCACGGAGGAUCCCGUCGACAGGAAGCUCAAAGGCUUGGUCGAAUUCUCAGGGCGAAAAAAGAUAUGGCCGCGGAAGAGUACAACGCCUUCUUUUACACUCUGGUAUCAACGGAUACGGAGGAAAUGUACUACUCCAGCAAACGCCAGAGAUUUCUAGUCAACCAAGGGUACAGCUUCAAGGUGAUCACGAGGUUGGCUGGAAUGGAAGAGGAAAACCUCAACCUAUCGUCUAAAAAAGAGCAGCAUGAACUUCUACAGAAGGUGCUUGCCGCUAGUGAUGUUGACGCCGAAGAGGAGAAGACUGCCGCUGAUUUUGGACAGAAGGGAGGCGCAGUGUCAAGACGAGUGGGAUCUAUGGCGUCCAUGUCGGGGGCUGAUGAUAUGAUUUAUCUGGAGUAUAAAUCCUCCAAGUCCAAGCUGGCAAGACAUCCACUCUUCAAGAAGUUCAGAAAAUAACGCGCCUAGUAUCUAAGGACAACUGCUUAAUACGUGGAAGUGAGGGUAACCCCUCACUUUUCUCGUGUACAUGAUAUUUGUAGCCUGCGUUCAUCCGGUUUACAAUAGAAUUUUUAAAGCCUGGUGCACGCAUGCUAAGUAUUAGACUCUAUGGAUUAAGUGAAAAGUAAAUAAAACACUUUUAUUGUU